Emiliania huxleyi CCMP1516 is the source of this 2760-nucleotide messenger RNA. RefSeq names its product putative dynamin. Gene Ontology annotation, molecular function: microtubule binding; GTPase activity; GTP binding. Lineage: Eukaryota; Haptophyta; Isochrysidales; Noelaerhabdaceae. Bases 62 to 2527 code for a protein of 821 amino acids. The transcript has 8 exons. The record is from RefSeq and is a predicted model, not a curated record. Gene Ontology annotation, cellular component: membrane; cytoplasm; microtubule.
AGCGACCCCAAGUUCAAAAAGGCAGCGCGAGCCCUUGUAGCAGGCUCGAUUCUCGGAUUCGAUGCCGCAGCUGGAGAGGGUGCUGCAAGAGAACAACAAGCCCCGCGGCGGCUUCUUCUCCGCGCUCUCGCCUCGCCGUGCCGGCAAGUCCAAGCCGCCGCCGAAACCGCAGGCGGCGCAGCCAGCGCCAAGGGCUCCCCCGGGCGGCCUCUGUCGCUCCUCCAAGGCGCACCUCGAGGCGCUCGCCGCGCUCGCCGCCGUCGACAACCUCUCCGACCUCGACACGCCCGACAUUGUGGUGAUUGGGACGCAGUCGUCCGGCAAGUCGUCGCUGAUCAACGCGCUCACCGGCUUUGACCUCAUGCCGACCGGCACGGGGAUGGUGACGCAGGCGCCGCUGCGGCUCGUCCUCGAGCACUCUGGCUCCGACUCGCUGCUGGCGGAGCUGGGGCCGGUGCUUCCGGCGCACGCGGGCUUCGAGGGAGGGGGCGGCGGCGGCACCACCGGCGGCACCUUCAAGCUCUCGGUGCCCCCGACGGCAGAGCAGCAGGAGGCGCUCCGGCAAGCCAUCUCUGCCGUCGGCCGCGCGCUCGCCCCAAACCCGAUGAGCAUCACGCGCGAGACGAUCACGCUGCGGCUCGCGUCGUCGCGGCUGUCCAACAUGUCGCUCAUCGACCUCCCCGGCCUCACCUCGGUGCCGCUCGUCUCGCAAGGCCAGCCCGAGGACAUUCGCGAGCAGCUGCGCGAUCUCGUCGCGUCGUUUGCCGCAAACCCGCGCGCGACCAUCGUGCUGGUGUCGCAAGCGACGGGCGACCUGGAGGCGGACCAGGCGUUCGAGCUGGUCCGGCGGCUCGACCCGCGCCUCGAGCGCACCGUCGGCGUGCUCACCAAGGCCGACCUCGCCACGCGAGAUGCGGACGUCGAGCGCGUGUGCAGCUUUCUGUCGGGCAACGCGUCGGCUGAGGUCGUGCCGAAGCGAGGCCGGUUCGCGGUGUGCGUCAACGGCGGCGAGCGGGGGGGGGAGCAGGCCUUCUUCCAGACCUCGCCCCUCGGCAACCGAGCGCGCACGCGCGGCUGCGGCGGGUCGCUCGGCAGCCCUCAGCUCGCGUCCUUCCUGGCGGCGACCGCGCUGCAGCAGCUGGUCGCAGCCACGCCGGCCAUCCUGCAGCAGGCGCAGCAGAUGCGCGAGCGAGCGCAGCGGCGGCUGACGACGAUGGCGCCGUCCGUGCCGACGGACGACACGUCGCGCCACCUGCUUCUCAACACGCUGCUGAUGCACACGGCGCGCGAGAUCGAGACGGCGCACCGCUCCGCGUCGCGCUCGACGGGCUACCGCAUCAAGCUCGCCUUCGAGCGGCUCGAGGCGGCGCUGAACCGGCUCGACCCCUUCGAGGACCUGGUCGCGUGGGAGCGGCUGGUGCACGAGGCGGUGCGCAACCACGAGGGGUGGGGCUUCUCGAUGCUGCAGGGCUCAGACUCCAAGGUCGUCCAGCUCGCGCCGCCCGCGCUCUCCGAGUCGGCGAAGCGGGAGGAGAGGGCCGAGAGCGCGCUGGCGGGCCCGAGCAGCGUCGGCCACUCGCUCAGCCUGUACGGCCUCUCGAGCGACCUCUCGAGCGACGCGGCCGGCGGGGCGCUCUACCCGCCCGGUGACCCCGUCUACGAGCCUCCGCGCCACCUGCCGCCCAUCGACGGCUCCCCCUCCGCCGACUCGAACCGCCGACUGACCGCCUCGAGCGUGAGCGCCGCCGUCUCGGGCGUGUACACCGAGCGCACGCAGCACGCCUCCGGAGGCGAGAGCGACCUGCUCGACAGCGAGGAGGACUGGGGCAGCGAGCCGCCGCCGCCGCCGCCGCCGCCGCCGGUGAGCUACCCUAUGAGGCCGAGCGACACGCACGGCCACCGCCGCCGGCAGUCGCGGCGCAGCUCGCUGAUGGACGACGAGCUCUCGCGAGGCUUUCUGCCGAAGGACGUCAUCCAGCUGCUGCUCGGCGAGCACUCGGCGCACCGGCCGCUGCACACCCUCUUCGAGCCGUGCUGCGCUUGCCUGCGCGAGGUGACGGCCGAGCUGCGCGCGGUGGUCGAGGAGCCGCACCCGCAGCUCACCCGCUUCCCUCGCCUGGUCGACGCGGUGCGCGGACGGGCGGGCGCGCUCCUCGACCGGCUCGCCUACGUGACGGAGGAGGAGAUUGGCAAGAUGAUCGACAUGGAGGAGGCGUACGUCUUCGUCACGCGCGCGCUGCUGCGCCGGAUGGAGCGCGAGGGGGCGCACCGCGAGCCCUGCUCGGUGCUGCGCUACUACUUUGACGACGUGCGGCAGGCGGUCGCCAAGGCGGUGCCCAAGCUCGUCAUCACGUACCUGUGCCGCCAGCUCGAGGCCAAGGUGGGCGAGGAGCUCUUUGGCGUCGCCUACACGCCCGGCCUGCUCGAGGAGGUGCAGGACAAGGCGAAGACGCGCGCUGAGGACGAGGCGACCGUGCGCAACCUGAUCCGCGUCGAGGAGGCGCUGGCCAAACUCCCUCUGCAGUAAGGAGGGGGGGGGGGGAUCCUGAGUGGCGAGGCCAUCGCCGAGUGGGAGUGUGAUGUGUGUGUCGUCUCGUGUCCAUGUGUCGGGUGUUUAAUAGCUCCGAGUAGAGGGGGCGUUCUGCUGCUGGGGAAGCCCGGAGCGCGGAGCCCCCAAAACCCUCGGAGAACACGGCGAGACCCGAGACCCGUGUGUAGCCGCGGUGUGUUUACCUUAAAUAAAUAAAUAAAAAGGUCAAA